Molecule: messenger RNA, 1986 nt
Organism: Symbiodinium necroappetens
Lineage: Eukaryota; Dinophyceae; Suessiales; Symbiodiniaceae
Source: the annotation of a GenBank genome assembly
AUGGGGUCAUUGACCUGGCACCUGUUGACAAGGCUUGCCGUCCUAGCAGUGCUUGCUCUGAGAUGCACAAGCAGCGCGGAAACAUCGAGGUGUGAGAGCGCUAACCACGUAUGGGGCAUCGACGAUGCCACUGCAUUGGUGCAGAGUGUCAAACCACAGCGCCUAGAGGAGCCGAAGCGCAGCGCCUCGAAGCAACUUGAGCAAGGCAGCUCGAAAAGUCAGUCGUCGAAUAUGACGUUGGACGCAAUGAGCUCCGCGAAUAUGCAUCCGGAUGCCAAGGGCUGGUCCGAAGGAAAGCCUGGCACCGGCUCCGGCGGCACCGGCUCCAGUGGCUCCAAGCUCGUGCAGGUGCUGACAGCGGUGCGCAGCACCGCACAGGAGAUGGUCCGACCUUCCGCGACCUUUCUUUUUGUUGUUCCGUUUCUGAUCAUGACCAUUGUCCUCAUUGCAUGUUUUGCUACACUGUUCAGUUUCAGUACAGAUUGCCGGACGUUUGCGCCCUCAGAGUAUUCCCAGGAUGGGUCAUCAUGGCCCAGGAGCCAGCGGACGGCGUUGACACCCGCUUCGAGACGCGCGCAGGACCCCUAUCUGGCUCUGAGCCAGCAGUCGCUUCCACCUAAGGAUGCUCCACCAGGAGACGCAUCCGGCCGCCCCAGCGUCGGGCCGGGACUGGGGCCGGGCCCUGCGAGUCGGAUGUCCUUAGCCUCUCAGGCGAGCGCCACCUCCAGGCGAGUGCCACCUUUACGCCUUUCUGCCAUCUCUGCAGCCGGGCGACCGACAGGAGACAUGUUCAUGGCAUCUGCGGCGCCUUUGCAACCACUGUUUCCAGCGUUGGUGCUUCCUGCACGGGAAGGUCAGUUAGAGGUCAGCCUGGAUGCCGUGCAGACCGUACAGAAGACUGGUGCCGGACGAUUCUUUGUGAUUGGACCGCUCGGGAACAAGAUCCUUCAUAUCACCUCUUGUGGGAACGCCUUCGAUGUUCACAUGGCUCAGCGAAGCAGCGAAUUGGUGAGCAAGGUGUCUCUAAAGGAGGUGCAGGACUCCAGCAGGAUCGAAAUUUGCAGAGGCGAUGGAACAGUGUACGGCAAGAUUGUUGAACAUGAGCAGCCGCAGAAGAGCCUGGAUGAGGUUUCUUUGUCCGUGAUCGUGACAAGCUCAUCUGGAAAGGCCGAGAGAGCCAUGCUGGUGAUCCAGGGAAAUCCGGAACGAUUCUGCCUCACUGCGAGGGCAGCAGCUGACGGCCAGCCAGCUGCCUCCAUCGAGCUGCAAGCCUACAGCGAAGAGCAUUACCUGGACCUCAGGACGAGUCGCGGUGCAGACACUGCUUUGAUUGUAUCCAGUUUUUUGGGGAUCCUGCUGCUUCGGGAUCGGCCAGAUCGGCCCCGCCAGAGCGAGGUGCCGGCUCCCGCAGACACGCUGACACUCUUCGGUGUGCCGAGCCGAGAUCCAGCUUGUCCUGGUGCCAACCGCUUUCAGGGUGAAGUUCUCGUCGAAUCUCUGCCCACAGGAAGUCAGAUCACCGGCUUGCAGUUCGAGGGGAGCCAGCUGACAGGCAUUUACUUGGAACGGAUUCCCCUGGAUGGAAGUGCCAUGGCCAUUGCCCGCAUCAGUGGGCAUGUAGGCUCUGCUGUGGAUAAGCUGGUGCUGCAGCUCAGGGAUGGUUCCUCUCGGCGUUACGGUUUCGAAGGAGGCGAUCCGGUGGGGCCUUGGACGCUAGAUGCCGAUGAGUAUGUGCUUUUGGUUGAGCAAGAUCGGCGUGAUGCAUAUCUUGGUAAUUCGCUGGCCUUCGUAACUUCCAAAGGCAACAUCAUUGAGUUUCGGGGGCUGCAGGCAUCACGGUCUCGACGAUUUGUCGCGCCUCCUGACAGACAAAUUUGCGGUUUGGGCUUCACAGGUAGCUGCUUGACUGGGGUCACCACCUGCCCACUUGAGGCACAUGAAACAGGAGAACAAAAUCUGCGGGAGCAUUUUCUGCACAUUGACUAG